GGUGGCUGGGGCUGGGGAGGUACAGCCAAGAACAAUCUGGAGGUUUCGCACCACACGCGUCUGUUAAUAAACCCUCUGAGCUGGCAAGGGGCCUCUGCCCCAGGUUGCUCAGCAUCCGAUCGCUCGCGACAUGGCUGUGACUCUACACACGGAUCUGGGGGAUCUGAAGCUGGAGCUGUUCUGUGAGCAGGCGCCACGUGCGUGCGAGAACUUCCUGGCGUUGUGUGCGAGCGACUACUACAAUGGCUGCAUCUUCCACCGCAACAUCAAGGGCUUCAUGGUGCAGACCGGAGACCCCACAGGUACGGGGCGGGGAGGAAACAGCAUCUGGGGGCGCAAGUUCGAUGAUGAAUUCAACGAACACCUCAAGCACAACGUGCGGGGCGUGGUGACGAUGGCCAACAGCGGCCCCAACACCAACUCCAGUCAGUUCUUCAUCACCUACGCCAAGCAGCCGCACCUCGACAUGAAGUACACCAUCUUCGGCAAGUGAGUGUCACUGCAUCGUCGCCACCGCCACGGCCACAGCAGGAGUGGCCAGCGACACUCCACCACGGCCGUUGCGGUUUUGCCAGGCUAGGUGCACUUGGAGGCAUGUC
Messenger RNA from Petromyzon marinus (sea lamprey), 599 nucleotides. The record is from RefSeq and is a predicted model, not a curated record. NCBI's taxonomy places the organism in Eukaryota, Metazoa, Chordata, Hyperoartia, Petromyzontiformes, Petromyzontidae.